AUGGCUGUUCCAGGUCUUCUUUCCGCCACUUCACCCACACUUGUGCCUUCGAUAGUAUUUGUAAUUCUAUUUGGAAUUAGUAGCAUUCUCUUGGGAUGGAGACUCUCACAGAAUUCUAGUUCCCCUUACCGUCGUUUAUUCUUAUGUUUCUCUUUACUUCGAGUUGCCGCAUUUAUUGCUCGUGCAUUUUGGUCACAAGACCAAAAUUCUCAGACAAAAGCAAUCAUCGCGGGAGUAAUUACAGCAAGUGGUUAUUUCCUGGUAGUUCAAUCUCUUUACGGAGUAUGGGUUAAUCAAAUUGCUGAUAAAAAAAAAUCCUCCUUUAAGCUUUUCAUUAUACUAUGUUCAAUUAUUGGAAUUAUUGGAAUCAUUGGAGCAGUUAUGCAAAUCAUAAAUGAUGCUAACGUGGGAAGAAUAUUGAAAAAAAUUUCAACUUUAGGAUUUUUAGGAUUAUUAAUAGUUCUGUUGUUUAAAUCUUUAACUGCGCAAAGAGAUUCUAAUACUAAAAAUAAUAUGGCAAUUUCAAACACUUUAGCAGACGUACUAAUUUACGUCACUUUAUUCGCAUUUAUGCUGGUUGGAAUUUACGCCGGAAAAACACAGAUGAAGAGUAAAGAUGAUUUUUUGUCAGCUUUGGGUACUCAAUUAGCUUUGCCUCUUGCUGUGAAUUGGUUUGCAUCAAAUCUUGGUUCUUCGAUUUUGUUCACUUACCCGGAAAUAGGAACAUCCGUUGGUAUUCUCGGAGUGACAUUUUAUGCCUUGACCAGUGUAACUCCUUUGCUGUUAUUUGCAUGGGUUGGCCCAAUAAUGCGUAAAAAAUGUCCACAAGGGUUUACCUUGACCCAGUUUAUUCGCGAGCGUUUCGGUCAAGGGAAUCAAAUUUUUAUGUCUUUAAUGUCAAUGACAUAUAUGUUUUGCUACAUGAUUAGUGAGUUGUCUUCGAUUGGACUUGUUUUAAUGGCGUUAACUACAGUCGAUAAGUUGGCACCAAUUAUCAUAUUAGCAGCUACCACUACUCUUUAUACCGCAUAUGGAGGAUUCCGCGCAUCAUUACUCACCGAUAAUGUGCAAGGUGUUUGUAUAAUGAUACUAAUGCUUAUCGGAACAAUCGGAUUUAGUACGAACAUAAAAAUCGAUCGCUCGGCUAUAGAACGUUCGGGACUUUUAAGAUCUAACAAACUCAGCUGGGAAUUACUUUAUAUAUUAGCGGUUGCUAUUGCAUUUGCUAAUUUUUUUCAUCAGGGAUACUGGCAACGGGUAUUCAGUUCCAAAAAUGAUCGCGAACUUAGAGUCUCAACUAUUUACGGUGGCAUUAUGCUAUUUAUUAUUCUCUUUUUGGUUGGAUUCACUGGUAUUAUCGCGGUUUGGGCAAAUCUUUGUUGUAGUGAUGAUUUGCCAGGCGCAAGUGCAUUCUUUUACCUGAUUGCGAUACUUCCUGAUUGGGUUGUCGGAAUUGUGAUUGUGCUUUCUGUGGCAUUGAGUUGUUCAGCAUAUGACACUUUGCAAAGUGCAAUGGUGUCUACAAUGUCGAAUGAUUUGUUUGCUAACAGAUUGCCAUUGGUUUAUAUUCGAAUUUUGACUGUCGUGUUAAAUGUUCCAAUUGUUGUCCUCGCACUUCGCAAUGUAGAUGUUUUACGAAUAUUUCUAAUCGGCGAUCUUAUAGCCGCGGCAGCAAUGCCACCAGUACUAUUAGGCCUUGUCGACGACCUCUACUUUAUCAACGGAUUUGACGCGUUGCAAGGCAGUAUCGGUGGCCUCUUAUCUAUAUUCAUUUUUGGCACAAUUUAUUUCGGAAACGCGUACGACGGCAUAAACCUCAUUCAACUUCCCAAUUCUUUUUAUGCUGAAGAUUACUCGGUUCUUGGCGCGUUUCUUGUCGCUCCCAUCGGUGGAAUAGUUUUGACAUUUGUGUCGUUUGCGGCGAGAAUGGGAGCAUUGUAUGUGUGGGCAAAGUAUACCAAAACGGAAUUUGUAUUCCCUUCGCGUCCUGUCGAAGUUGAUACUAGUCGAUAUGCUGGUACAGAGUUUAUUAAACCUGAUGAUAAUGAAAAUGAAGAAGUUCGGUCUGAUGAGAGUAGAAGUGAAGUUCGGUCUGAUAAUAUUAAAAAGGAUGCUCGAGCUGAAGCGUAA
Molecule: messenger RNA, 2130 nt
Organism: Ambispora gerdemannii
Lineage: Eukaryota; Fungi; Glomeromycota; Glomeromycetes; Archaeosporales; Ambisporaceae
Source: the annotation of a GenBank genome assembly